This is a messenger RNA of Chaetomium globosum CBS 148.51, 756 nucleotides long. RefSeq lists its product as uncharacterized. The record is from RefSeq and is a predicted model, not a curated record. Lineage: Eukaryota; Fungi; Ascomycota; Sordariomycetes; Sordariales; Chaetomiaceae. The transcript has 4 exons. Bases 1 to 756 code for a protein of 251 amino acids.
AUGGAGUUCAGGAUGUCAGAUGAGGGGUGGAAAGCACGCUAUAACGGCCGUAUGCAUGCUGGAUUGCUCUUUGGGCGCAGUGCAACAGCAAGAGAGCAAUGGUGUCUAAACCCUGACCUCCUAAGGAUCGUCAACCAUUUUUUACGCACCACCAACCCGCCCGACGUGGAUUCCCAGAGCGCCAGCGAGCGCAGCACCGACGCCAUACUAUCCCAGGCGGCUAGCAUCACCAUCCUGGAGGGCGGUAAGGCCCAGCCUUUGCACCGCGACGAUGCCAUCUGGCAAAAGGCACACGUCAGCCAGGAACAGAGAGGCUAUCGCCUGGGUUCGGACUUGGGCAUCGGCAUGCUGGUCGCCGCCGUCGACACCACUUAUGCAAAUGGAGCCACUUUGGUCGUGCCCGGAUCUCACCUCUGGGGGGAUGCGAGAAUAGCCCAGGAACAUGAAGUUGCAGCAGCCGAAUUGUCGCGCGGCGAGGCCCUCCUCUUCCUGACUUCGACACUCCAUGCCGGCGGGGCCAACACGACGCCAGAUCCGCGGACCAUGUACGCCAUCUUCUAUUGCCGCUCGUGGGUGCGACCCGAGGCAAACGACUUCGCCUGCUAUACUCGGGAAGAGGUGGAGUCGUGGUCGCGAGAGGCACAGAAACUUGCAGGGUACGUCACGGAUCGGAUGCUGGGCAUUUGCGAUGACGGCGAUGCGCUCGAUGCCCUCCGCCGCGGGGCUACCCAAAGAUGGCAAGACUGGCUAGUCUAA